Messenger RNA from Zingiber officinale, 2117 nucleotides. RefSeq names its product putative disease resistance protein RGA4. The transcript has 3 exons. Lineage: Eukaryota; Viridiplantae; Streptophyta; Magnoliopsida; Zingiberales; Zingiberaceae. Gene Ontology annotation, biological process: defense response to other organism. Gene Ontology annotation, molecular function: protein binding; ADP binding. The record is from RefSeq and is a predicted model, not a curated record. Bases 44 to 2026 code for a protein of 660 amino acids.
GUACAUGUGACGAAGCCUAAAGAAGUUGACCAAUAUAUGUAUAAUGAUUGUUCAGACAGCUAUGGAAUCAGCUUUGGUAACUGCUAUGACUCGCAUCAUGGGCGAGAAGGUGGCAAUUCUCAUCCGACGCAACAAGAACGUCAAGGAGAUAACUGAUAUUGAAGAGAAGAUGGAGAAGCUCAAGGAGUUGUUGAUGAUUGUUAACAUGGUGAUCCAAGAUGUCGAGUCCCGCCCUUUCACUUAUGAUGUGAAGAUCUUGUCAAGGAAGCUCAGGUACUUGGUCUACGAUCUAGAGGAUGUUGUGGAUUGCUAUGACACUGAAGUCUUGCGCAAGCAGAGAUCAAGAGCUUCUUUUAGGUCGGUGCAUGAUUUCUUCUCUUCUAAUAACCAAAUUUUGUUUAGGAGUAGGCUAGGCAGCAUGAUAAAAGCUGUAACAGAUAGUCUGGAUUCAAUUUUACUGCAAAAGUCAAAGCUUUUGAAUUUGUCACAAGGCAAUUUCUACAUAUCACCAAGUGACUACAAAACGACGCAUUCCAGUAUUAGCUCAGACAUUAUGGGCAGGGAAACAGAGAAGCAGAGAAUUGUCGACUUGUUAACUGAUGAUGAUGAUGUCGAAAACAACCAAGAUACCAUGAAGGUCAUCGCCAUCGUUGGGAUGGGUGGCCUGGGGAAGACUAGACUUGCUCAGCUUGUUUUCAAUGAUGAGAAGGUAAAAGCUCAUUUUGCAAGCUGGAGAAUGUGGACAGUUAUUGGGAUGGAAUUUGAUCCCACAAAGAUAAUGAAGUCUAUUUUAGAACAGGCUACUAAUGCACCGUCCACCGUCACAGAAAUAAAUUCAGUGAGGCAGAAGCUCGAACAUACAUUAUCAGGGAAACGAUUUCUGCUCGUGUUGGAUGAUGUAUGGAAUGAAGAUGCAACACGAUGGGGUGAACUGAGAGCAGCCUUAACAUGUGGGGCAAGAGGAAGUAAAAUUUUAGUGACAAGUCGUAGCCUACAUGUCUCUUCGAUAAUGAACUCAUUCAUUACCCACCAAAUACAACAGUUGCCCCCAGAUGAUUGUCUGCCCUUGUUUCAACAAUUUGCUUUUGGAGAUGAAGAAAAGGAUCAAAAGUUGAUGGACAUUGGCAGAAAGAUUGUUGAGAAAUGUGGUGGUGUGCCCUUGGCUAUCAUAUCCCUUGGCAGCAUGCUUCACAACAUUCAAGAUGAAACUCAUUGGUCCUCGGUAUUGAACAGUAAAAUAUGGCAGCUCAGAGAUGAGGAACAAAAAGUGUUAGCUGCGCUAAAAUGGAGCUACGACACUCUCCCUCCACAGUCAAAGAAGUGCUUUGCAUUUGCCUCCCUAUUCCCAAAGGGCUAUACGAUCGAAAAGGAUGAAUUGGUAAGAUUGUGGAUGGCAAAUGGUUUUGUACAAUCAGAAGGAAAUGUCGAUGCUAAAACAAUGGGCAACCGUGUCUUUGAUGAUCUAGUACUGAGGUCAUUCUUUCUCUUGACACCUUCCAAGGAGCAUGAUUUUGGAGAUGAUAGUCAUGUAACCAAGUGCAUGAUGCAUGAUUUGAUGCAUGACCUGGCACGAUCAGUGUCUGGAGAUGUAUAUUGGAAUGUUAAAGAAGACUUGGUGACAGAUAUUGGAAACAGAACAUAUCAUUUGCUCUUAUAUGUUAAAAAUUUAUCAAAUGCUUACCAGGCCUUACUCAGAAAGCCAUUGUACUUGCGCACCCUUAUAUUGAGUGAUUGCUAUUUGUAUCUGAAUGCAAAUCUACUUGAAAUCAUCUUCUCAGAACUGAAAUUCUUGAGGGUGUUAGAUUUAAGCAGUAAUAAGAUCAAGAAGGUGCCAAAAUCAAUAGGAAAUCUGAUACAGUUGAGGUACCUCAACUUAUCUAGGAACAAUAUUGAAGUUCUACCCAACUCCAUAACCCUUCUCCACAAUUUACAGUAUCUCAAUCUUAGUUGGAAUGAGGAACUUCAAGAGCUACCGAAAGAGUUAAGGAGCAUGUGCAACAUAAAUGCAUUUGUAAUUCAAAUGUGAUAAUAGUGACAGAUUUGCAAGCUGAGGGUCAAGACUGGGCAUGAUAUCUUAGUUGUUGCUCAAAGGUGUGUAUGUAGCCUCUUAUGAAGUC